Molecule: messenger RNA, 1228 nt
Organism: Jatropha curcas
Lineage: Eukaryota; Viridiplantae; Streptophyta; Magnoliopsida; Malpighiales; Euphorbiaceae
Product: ras-related protein RABB1c
Molecular function (GO): GTP binding; GTPase activity
Source: RefSeq, a predicted model, not a curated record
AAAGUCCCAAUUUCCAAACUAUUUUAAAUAAUUUUCAGUUUUCUGUUUUCCUUGGCGUCGGUUCUUCUUCUUAUACUUGUUUUUUUUUUUUUUUUUAAAUUGUUAAUCUAGACGUAUACACACGGCUGUAUUCAUACGAAUGCUAACUCUUCUCCAAAAAAAAUUUCGUUGUUGUUAAGAACCAAAUUCCAAUUUCGAAGCACUUCCUCUCCAGCGAGAUCUGAUAAAAAGACAGAAAAAAUGUCAUACGCUUACCUUUUCAAAUACAUCAUCAUCGGUGAUACCGGAGUCGGAAAAUCAUGCCUUCUGCUUCAGUUCACGGACAAGAGGUUCCAGCCGGUUCACGACCUCACCAUAGGUGUCGAAUUUGGGGCUCGGAUGAUCACCAUCGACAACAAACCCAUCAAGCUCCAAAUUUGGGACACGGCGGGUCAAGAGUCCUUUCGAUCCAUUACCAGGUCCUAUUACAGAGGGGCUGCUGGUGCUUUGCUUGUCUAUGACAUCACCAGGAGGGAAACUUUUAAUCACUUGGCUAGCUGGCUAGAGGAUGCUAGGCAGCAUGCAAAUGCUAACAUGACUAUUAUGCUCAUUGGUAAUAAGUGUGAUCUUGCUCAUAGAAGGGCUGUGAGCACAGAGGAAGGAGAGCAGUUUGCUAAGGAGAAUGGUUUAAUCUUCAUGGAGGCCUCUGCAAAAACUGCUCAAAAUGUUGAAGAGGCAUUUAUCAAAACAGCUGCAACAAUAUAUAAGAAGAUUCAAGAUGGAGUUUUUGACGUAUCAAAUGAGUCUUACGGAAUAAAAGUUGGAUAUGGUGGAAUUCCAGGGCCAUCAGGAGGCAGAGAUGGUUCUUCUUCUCAAGCAGGAGGCUGCUGCGGUUGAAAUUCACACUCAUUUGAUAUACUGAAUACAACCAGUUUAUGAUUCUUGUGCCUUUUGGAACUGAAUAUUAUGACUGUUUUUGGUAUGUGGGGAUUUGGGGCAUGUGAUCCUUGUAUAAUCCACUUUGGUGUCAUGUCUAUUGAUUGUAAAUUCAUCAGAUGUUAUAGUUUCUUUAACUUUCUUCUCCUCUUUCUUUUGUUGGAUUGUAUUAGUUUUAUUCUUCUUUGCCACUGCUGAAGGAAACUCUGAAUUGUGAAAAGCAGAAAGUCUCAUUAAACUUGAUGUGUUAUGUGUUAACAUAUGAUGUUCACAAGCUGAAUUCAGUGGGAUUCUAUGUGUAUUUUGGAUCCAA